Elephantulus edwardii (Cape elephant shrew) is the source of this 990-nucleotide messenger RNA. RefSeq names its product V-set and immunoglobulin domain containing 2 (gene VSIG2). NCBI's taxonomy places the organism in Eukaryota, Metazoa, Chordata, Mammalia, Macroscelidea, Macroscelididae. The coding region runs from base 1 to 990 and encodes 329 amino acids. The transcript is spliced from 7 exons. The record is from RefSeq and is a predicted model, not a curated record.
AUGGCCUGGCUCCCUGGGUCGUUCCUCUGCCAGACUCUUCUGGGCUUCAUCUCCAUAAGUGCCCCCGGGCUGGCGGUGGUGGUGAAGGUGCCUGCUGAACCUCUAAGCACACAGAUGGGCACCACUGUGGAGCUAACCUGCAGCUACAGCACUUCGGUGGGAGUCAACUUUGCCCUGGAGUGGAGCUUUGUGCAGCCUGGAAAACCCAUCUCUGCAUCACAUCCCAUCCUGUACUUCACCAAUGGGCGUCUGUAUCCAGUUGGUUCUAUGGCAAAGCGGGCCAGCUUGCUUCAAAACCCCCCAACGGAAGGGGUGGCCACCCUGAAACUGAGUGAUGUCCAACCUUCAGACACUGGAACCUACCUCUGUCAAGUUAACAAUCCACCAGAUUUCUACACCAAUGGAUUGGGGAUAAUCAACUUCACCGUGUUGGUGCCCCCCAGCAGCCCCUUGUGCAGCCAGAGCGGUCAAAUCUCAGUAGGAGGCUCUGCUGCUCUGAGUUGUAGUUCUUCCAAGGGAGUGCCCCGUCCAGUGUACAAGUGGGUCCAUGUUGGAGCUUCGCCUACACCUUCGCCCGGGAGCAUGGUGCAAGAUGAAGUGUCUGGUCAGCUCAUUCUCACCAAUCUCUCACUGACCUCUUCUGGCACCUAUCGCUGUGUGGCCACCAACCAACUGGGCAGUGCAUCCUGUGAGCUUACUCUAUCUGUGACUGGCCGCUCCGAGAGCCGAGUGGUUGGUGCUGUAAUUGGGGUGCUCCUGGGCGUGCUGUUCCUGUCAGUGGCUGCUUUUUGCCUGAUCAGGCUUCAGAAGGAGAGGAGAAAGCGACCCAAGGAAACAUAUGGGGGUAGCGACCUUCGGGAGGAUGCCUUGGCUCCUGGGAUCUCCCAGCAGACUUCUGCGCCGGCCAGUUCGGGUACUGGGCUCCUGCAGAGACCCUUGUCUGCCAGCACUGUGGCCACCACCAAGUCCAAGCUCCCGAUGGUUGUCUAA